CUCUCGCGUUGUCUCCGUUCUGUAGAUCAGAACAGUCUCUCUUUGAACUUACUCUGUUGAUCAGAUAACAAUCCUCUCACCAUGCCUUCCAUCCAGUCUUCCCUGCUGUGCGCUGCCACCCUGGCUACUGCCCUGGUGUCUGCUGCCCCUGCCACCCGUGCCUCGGACUUCGCCAAGCGCUCCACCUGCACCUUCACCUCGGCUGCUCAGGCCUCCGAGAGCAAGACUUCCUGCACGGACAUCGUUCUCAAGGACAUCACUGUUCCUGCUGGUGAGACCCUCAACCUCAAGGACCUGAAGAGCGGUACCACCGUCACCUUCGAGGGAACCACCACCUGGGAGUACGAGGAGUGGGAUGGACCCCUCCUGUACAUCUCCGGCAAGGACAUCACCGUCACCCAGUCUUCCGGCGCGGUCCUCGACGGCAACGGUGCCAAGUGGUGGGACGGCGAGGGCACCAACGGCGGCAAGACCAAGCCCAAGUUCUUCUACGCCCACUCCCUGGACAACUCGGUCAUCAAGGGUCUGCAGAUCAAGAACACCCCCGUCCAGGCCAUCUCCGUCGAGUCCGACUACCUCACCAUCGAGGACGUGACCAUCGACAACAGCGACGGUGACGACAACGGCGGCCACAACACCGACGGUUUCGACAUCAGUGAGAGUACCUACAUCACUAUCACCGGUGCCACCGUCAAGAACCAGGACGACUGUGUCGCCAUCAACUCCGGCGAGAACAUCUACUUCUCCGGCGGUGCCUGCUCCGGCGGCCACGGUCUCUCCAUCGGCUCCGUCGGCGGCCGCGACGACAACACCGUCAAGAACGUCACCUUCAUUGACUCGACCGUCACCGACUCGGAGAACGGUGUCCGCAUCAAGACCGUCUACGACGCCACCGGCGAGGUCGAGGACAUCACCUUCUCCAACAUCAAGAUCUCCGACAUCACCGACUACGGUAUCGUCAUCGAGCAGGACUACGAGAACGGCAGCCCCACUGGUACCCCCACCGACGGCGUCAAGAUCUCCGGCGUCAAGAUGGAGAAGGUCACCGGUAGCGUUGAGAGCGAUGCCACCGAGAUCUACAUCCUCUGCGGUGACGGCAGCUGCACGGACUUCACCUGGAGCGGCGUUGAUGUCACCGGUGGCAAGACCAGCAGCAAGUGCGAGAACUUGCCCUCCGGUGUGUCUUGCUAG
Messenger RNA from Aspergillus japonicus CBS 114.51, 1191 nucleotides. Its product is annotated as glycoside hydrolase family 28 protein. Gene Ontology annotation, cellular component: extracellular region. The transcript has 3 exons. NCBI's taxonomy places the organism in Eukaryota, Fungi, Ascomycota, Eurotiomycetes, Eurotiales, Aspergillaceae. The record is from RefSeq and is a predicted model, not a curated record. Gene Ontology annotation, biological process: pectin catabolic process. Gene Ontology annotation, molecular function: polygalacturonase activity. Bases 82 to 1191 code for a protein of 369 amino acids.